UUGCAUUAAUUAAUUUUUAUUCUUCCUUGAACUGACUCGGCGUAGAAGAAGUUCCAGAGGUAGAAAGGUUUGUUUCUCUUAGUUUCAUCGUAGAAUGGCCAGUAAGUCCAGUCGUGGCUCCAGUAAAACGGUUAGACAAGAGAGAGAUAGGGAGCGAGUGGUAGACUACUUAUUCAGUAGAGGAUUGUUUCUCUAUAUUAUGUAUUACAUAUAUAUAGUAAAAAAGUAUUAUUAACUUUGUGUGUAUAAUAAUUCUAUGGGAGAGUAGUAGUCCACCAUUGGUUGUAGUACAUGUGUUGAUGAUGUACAUGUUGUAUUGUGCUAUCCAUUGCUCUUCUCCUUUCCUAUUAGUUACAUAGUAUCAUAUUUACGCUAGUAAUAUUUGGUACCGGUAAUUCUGCUAACGAUUGUUAUAGUGUAUCUCAGCCUCUACUGAUUCAGGUAUUACAUUCCUCUUCCUUGGUCUCUAGGGUGAUGAUUUGGUCACAGCAACAUUAGCAGGUGAUCUUGAUAAGAUACAGAAAGCACUCAAGAAAGGAGCUGAUGUCAAUUAUAACAAAUACAAGAAACUGAAACAAGAAACUCCUCUCCACAUUGCUGCUAGGAUUGGCCACACUGAAGCUCUUCAAACUUUAUUAAUGUCGGGUGCUGAUGUGGAGCUAACAGAUGAAAAUAAACAAACUCCACUACACAAUUCAUCAAGAGAAGGACAUUUAGACAUUGUUCAAACUCUUUUACUCUCGGGAGCAAAUAUUGAUGCACUGACAACAUCUAACUGGACUCCAUUGCAUCAUGCCAGUUCAAAUGGACGAGAGAAAGUAGCUGAACUGCUCUGUCAGUACGGAGCUGAUGUGAAAGCUCUUACUUCUGACAAUAAAACAGCACUAGAUCUAGCAAAAGACAAUAAUCACAGAGACGUGGAGAGAAUACUCACUCAAUUCAACUAAACCGUGCUAGUACCUUCUCCUCUCAUUUUGUUGACUUCAUUGUCUGUUUCAUUCUCUUCAUUGGCUCUCUCUUUGCGUGGGAGGACUUUUAAUUAACUGUUUUAAUUAAACACAGUUUUAUUAAUUUUAAUAAUUUUAACUAGUAUAACUAUUAUUUUAUUAACUAUUAAUAACUAACCACUCCCUUCAACAUGCAAAGAACCACUCGGGUACUGGUAGUUGUUGCUGUGUCUUUCUUGUUUCUCAUUGGCGGGUAUUGGUUCCUUUUCACUGGUGAUCCUGUAGGAAGAAAUAAAGAAAAUACUUUUAGUCUACCAUCUACCUUCACUCCUAGCGGGCAGACUGAGGCCCCCAGCGGAUCAACCUCAGCUGCUACUCUUGGCAAUGAACCUCCUCAGUCCGUUCCUCACCCUUUCACUCAUCCAGCCAACAGAAAAGACUUGUGGGUGGACGUAUCUCAAAAUGAAGACACUCUUAUAAGAAGAAUGGCUUACAUUGAUGACAGGUUUCCCAGUGAUGGCCCAUUCCUAGUUCUUAUAUUAAUGCACAAUGAAAAAAAGAAGAAACCAUCUUUAUUUGCUAAGAUAAACUACAAAGACAUUCCCUCAAUAUGUCUCCCUCUUGAGUACUGGCUCCAAAGUGGCCAUCUUGAUCUAAACCACAACCUACCUGAGGUAUACGUGAAUCGUGUCCUCCGUACCAAAGGACAGCUACGAGACGAGGCCCCCUCCAGUGUACAGGUUACCAGUGACCAUAAGUGCAACUCUGGUCUAUCGGUCAGUAUACCCGUACGAUGGAAUAGUAGAGAGGUAUCGUCCAAAAGUGUGCAAAGGGUGAAAUAUGGAGUGUGCAUUCAUAAAGCAUUGUUUGGUAUCAGUGAUCCUCAGAUGUUAGUUGAUUGGGUUGAAAUACACAAGGCACUAGGCAUUCAGAAGAUGUUAGUGUAUUUGGAAAAUGUAUCAGAGUCAAUUCCAGAGGCCGUGGGUCGCUAUGUGAGAGAUGGGACAUUGGAUCUGUUUGACUGGCACCUAAACAAGAGAACGAGGGACUUUGGACAAUCCGGAGUGAUGACAGAGUGUCACUACCACUUCCUAUACAAUGCUGAAUAUGUAGCUACUUAUGAUUUGGAUGAAAUAGUAAUAUCUUCUGAACACAAGACAUGGGAUGACAUGUUUAAUGAAUUAUCCAAGAAACACUCUGAUUUUAACAAGAUAGGUACCUUUCUUUUAUACGGCCUCAGGUGGCAUACUAACUUCAACGAAUCUCAACAUUUCUCUGGACACGAGAAACUCUGUCCUAAAGUAAAAAUUCCUUUUUAUUUUAAGAAAACCUUGAGAGAAAAUAAAGCUUGGGAUCAUCCAAAGGUCAUAAUAAAGCCAGUCCUGACGAGACUAGUCCAGGUUCAUGGUGCAAACACUGUGAGAGGAGCCAGGGGCAUCAAACUACCAUCUGAGAGUGUAGCCUGUCACCAUUAUAGGGGAGAGAAGGAAGGGAAAGACCAUGUAUGGGAGAAUGCUCAUUUCAGUGAUGUGAUGAAGAAAUAUGAAGAAUUAGUUGUGAAGGAAGUUAAAAAAACAAUGUGUUCUUCACAAUAAUAAUAAUAUUAAUAAUAAUAAUAAUAAUAUCCAAUUUUAGUACAUAAUUGAUAAAGAGUAUCCUACUAAUCUACUACAGUAAUGAUAAUAAAAAGUAACCAUAAUCACAAAAAUAAGUCAAAUAAUAAUAAUUUUGGUUUGCUUUUAUUUCCUAUUAAUUUGGGUAUUAGUUACUAAUCAUAA
Molecule: messenger RNA, 2725 nt
Organism: Amphimedon queenslandica
Lineage: Eukaryota; Metazoa; Porifera; Demospongiae; Haplosclerida; Niphatidae
Product: GA-binding protein subunit beta-1-like
Exons: 6
Coding region: 1139-2542 (467 amino acids)
Cellular component (GO): cytoplasm
Molecular function (GO): protein binding; glycosyltransferase activity
Source: RefSeq, a predicted model, not a curated record